UUCACAAAAAAAAAAUCACUUUUUAAUUAAACACAACAGUAUUAAUUUUUUUGAAGUGUGUAAAAAUACGGAAAAAAAUUCGUGAUAAAAUAACCAAAGUAGCUGCCGCAAAUAAAUACUUUUAUCAAAGUGCAAAAAGUGCAAAAAAGCGCAAAAUAACUGUUUUGUUCAGCCUACGCAUCAAUUACGUGCAGUAAAUUCUUAUCAACAGCUGAUUAAAAUUUCACACAAAUCACAACACUACAGACCAAGUGCAAAUUGAAGAAAGUACAAACAGAUACAGCGGCAAAAUGACUAUGGAGCGUGAACGUUUGGAGGAGCAGAGCAAAUUUGUGCCGCACAAGCAUAAAUAUGAAAUUGUCCCCGCCACCGAUAAAGCGCAUCAACAGACACAACACUAUCAGCAGCUGCAGCAUCAGCAAGCUCUGCUACAGAUACAACAACAUAAUCAUCUUACACAUCAGAAUGUACAUAAUCACAAUCAAUUACAGCACAUACAACAACAAAAUUUUGCACAAUCACGUCGGCGCUCAAGACUCUCAUCGAUCGCUUCGUAUUUGUCAGCGGUGCCGGAUGAGAAGGCUGCCAAACGCGGUGUUUUCCAUCAGAUUCUCUCCACCUGCGCUGUUUUGGUGCUCUCUGCCGCCUGUGGCAUGCCCAUCGGCUAUUCGGCGGUACUUUUGCCACAAUUAUCGGAUGUGAAUUCGACCACAGCGGAGAUUGCGAUUGAUGUUGAAAUGGGCUCAUGGAUUGCGAGUGUUCACAGUUUGGCCACACCGGUCGGCUCGCUGAUUUCUGGUUCUUUGGCAGAUUUUGUGGGUCGUCGUUCUACUUUGUUGCUUUCAAUCAUACCACUUUGUUUGGGCUGGUUUACGCUGGCGUUAACUCAAUCAUUUCCCGUUAUCAUAGUGGGACGUUUACUUUGCGGCUUUUCUACCGGCUUACUUGGUGGACCCGGACAGGUUUACAUCGCUGAAACCGCCGAGCCCAAUCUACGCAGUAUACUUAUCGGCGCACCAUAUGUCUCCUACUCAUUGGGCAUACUCAUCGUUUAUUCGCUCGGUUCGGCAUUACAUUGGCGGCACGUGGCCUGGUGCGCCUGCAUAUUACCCGUCUGUGCGGCGCUUGCACUCUUCUUCAUACCCGAAACGCCUGCUUGGCUGUUGCGUAACAAUAAACACGCCAAGGCGCUGAAAGCGCUCACCUUUCUGCGUGGCAGCGAGAUAAUUGCACAUAAAGAAAUGAACGAUAUGAAGGAACGUUUGAACAAAGAACGCGCUACAACGCGCACCAAUGAGAACAUCUUCCAGCUAUGCACCGAACGUUGUGCGAUGAAACCGCUCCUUAUUGUCAUCACCUUUUCGCUAUUGCAAAUGUUAUCGGGCUCAUUCAUAGUCAUCUUCUACGCCAUCGAUAUUAUAGCUGAUUUUGGCGCUGAUAUCGAUACAAAAUCGGCUGCCAUUUGGACAGCGGCUGUGCGCAUGUUGUGUUCGCUCGUUUUCUGUGUUAUACUACUAUUCGUGCGACGCCGUCGCAUCUUAGCGAUAUCGAGUAUCGGUUCGGGUCUCAGUUGUUUAGUGUUGAGUGUGUAUAUGUAUGCGCGUAUGGGAAUGCCGAAGAGUGGCACAGAUGUGCUCAUCUCAGCAGGCUGUCUCUUCGCUUACAUUACCUUCAACACAGCCAUUAUGGUAAUGCCGGGCAUUAUGAUCGGUGAACUCUUCCCAGCGCGUAUACGUGGACGUACGGCGGGUGGUGUUUUCGCCGCCAUGAAUGUGGGUCUCUUCGGUCUGACGAAAAUCUUUCCACUCGUGCAAUCGAUUAUAAAGAUGCGUGGCAUUUUUAUGGUUUUUGCGAUCUCUAGUUUUAUGGUCACCGUUUUCAUGGGUCUCUUUCAGCCGGAGACGAAGGGACGUUCGUUGGAUCAAAUCGAAGAUUACUUCAAUGAGAAUAACUGGUUGUGGUUCAAACGGGACAAGCGCUACAAGCAGAUAGCUUUGGCUGAGAAAACAGCCAAGGCGGCCUUAAAGGCUGAGAUGCGCGCUUAAGCCUUGGGAGGUGGGGAUGUUGGAAAGACAUUUUGUUAUAAAAAUAAAAUAAUAUAAGAAAAAAUAAUAAUUUUGUCAAGUAAUUAUGUAAAAUAUUGUGAGAAACUCACUAAGAAUCUAAAUGUGAUUGAAUAAAACAUCUUCUGGAAAAUUUUUUUAUUAGACCGUUAGUAGACACGAGCCAGUGGAAAUGUUAUAAAAAAAAAUAUUUUUUAAAAGCCAAAAGCUAUGAAAAGUGUCUUGAAUUUAUUGAAAAUUUAUUCUCAAAAUGUAUAAAAAGAAAACUUUUUAAAUUAAGUUAGUUUAUAAGUCGCUCAAUUACCUCGUAAAAAUUGCUUUACAGUUAGUACUAACUCGUUAUAUAAUACAAUAUAUAUAUUAAGUUACUCUGAGUACUUCCUUAGUUAGAAAAAAUAACUAAAAUAAAUAAGAAAUAAAAAAAACUUUCCUUAU
Molecule: messenger RNA, 2498 nt
Organism: Ceratitis capitata (Mediterranean fruit fly)
Lineage: Eukaryota; Metazoa; Arthropoda; Insecta; Diptera; Tephritidae
Gene: pippin
Product: facilitated trehalose transporter Tret1-2 homolog
Exons: 5
Coding region: 291-2045 (584 amino acids)
Biological process (GO): transmembrane transport; carbohydrate transport
Cellular component (GO): membrane
Molecular function (GO): sugar transmembrane transporter activity
Source: RefSeq, a predicted model, not a curated record